This is a messenger RNA of Microthlaspi erraticum, 774 nucleotides long. The record is from the annotation of a GenBank genome assembly. NCBI's taxonomy places the organism in Eukaryota, Viridiplantae, Streptophyta, Magnoliopsida, Brassicales, Brassicaceae.
AUGGCAGAGAAGCUAGGCAUUGCUGGAGCCUUGCAGCGCCCUACUACUUCAAUCAUGUUUGGAGAUGCAACUUCUAAGUCUCCUCUUGGAGUGUUCAAGAACUAUCACUUGAAAAUUGGAGAAUGCAUCAUCCAAACUGAUCUCACUGUGAUGGAAAUGGAAGAAGAGAAGGAUUUACCUCUGUUAUUGGGAACCCCUUUCCUUAGUACAGUUGGCGCUUCAAUAGACUUUCACAAGCAAGAAGUGAUCCUUCACAAGGUGAAUAGUUUGGUGUCAUAUCGCUUGCAGCCUAGAGGUUCAGACUUUUGUGCCACAAUUGACAGUACCACUCUCAGUUCUAAGAGUCAUGGAGCUACAAAGGUUGUGAAGGAAAGGGUUGACAAAGAACCAAGAGUUGGGAAGGAUAAGGAUGAGAGAGGACCAAGGAUUGAGAAGCCACGUCUUGAGAGGGCUAGAGUUGAGAAACCACGAAGGGCUCUAAAAGAAGGGGAGGAUGUAGCCUCUAAGGCAAGACCAGGUGAUAAAAGAAAGGAUCCACCAGCUCAGGCCCCUUCAUUCAAGCCAUCUCAGCUCACAAUGACUUUGUUCCCCACCAAGUUUGAAAAUGGGAAGAUUGAGUACAAGAUAAGGUACAAGGGGAGAUCAAGGCCAUUCUCUAGAGCCAAGGCCUUGGUGACUUCAGAACAGUCCAGGGACCCAACCAAGCUAAAGGAGCUUCUGUCUCAAGUCCUCACUAUCACCCUUGAUGGUGGGACUAGCUCAACCAAUGCCUAA